Molecule: messenger RNA, 951 nt
Organism: Manihot esculenta (cassava)
Lineage: Eukaryota; Viridiplantae; Streptophyta; Magnoliopsida; Malpighiales; Euphorbiaceae
Product: probable pectinesterase 29
Exons: 5
Coding region: 1-951 (316 amino acids)
Biological process (GO): cell wall modification
Molecular function (GO): pectinesterase activity
Source: RefSeq, a predicted model, not a curated record
AUGAGUAGCUCUCACUUGGAACAUGCCAAUGCUGGUAAUUGGUAUAGGAACAGAAAUGCAUUACCUCAUCAUGUAGCAAUCCAUGUUGAUCAGUUAGGGCAGGCAAAUUUCUCUAGAAUUCAAGCUGCUAUUGAUUUCAUUCCAUCAAAUAACAAACAGUGGUUUUGUAUCCAUGUCAAGGCCGGAAUAUAUAGAGAGAAGGUGAAGAUCCCAUCUGACAAACCAUACCUCAUUCUUGAAGGAGAAGGGGAAAGAACAACUUUCAUUGUUUGGGGAGAUCAUGAUUCCACGUUACAAAGUCCUACUUUUAUGUCUUCAGCAGAUAACAUUGUAGUUAGAAACAUUAGCUUUGUGAACAAGUACAAUUUCCUUGACAAUAAUAAACCUUUAACACCAGCGGUAGCUGCUAUGAUUUCUGGGGAUAAAUCUGCAUUUUACCAGUGUGAUUUUGCUGGGGUGCAAGAUACUUUGUGGGAUGAUCAAGGCAGACAUUACUUCAAAGAUUGCACCAUUCUGGGAGCUGUUGAUUUCAUCUUUGGUAGUGGUCAAUCUAUAUAUGAGGGUUGUUCCAUUAAGGUACUUGGAGGUGGAUAUGUAACGGCACAGGGAAGAAGCAACCCAAAUGAUGCAAAUGGAUUUGUGUUCAAGAUGUGCAACAUCUUCGGCACUGGUCCAACCUACUUGGGGAGGCCAUGGAGAGCGUAUUCCAGGGUGAUAUUCUACAAGUGUUACUUUGCAAAUGUCAUAGACCCCAGGGGAUGGAAUCCUUGGAAUUUUCUUGGCCAAGAGAACCGGAUAACAUAUGUAGAGUAUGAAAACUACGGACCAGGAGCUGCCUCUACACAGAGGGUGAACUGGGUGAAGAAGCUGAGCCCUCAAGCCAUUGAUCAAUUUACUAGCUUGUCUUUCAUUAAUUCUGGAAAUUGGAUUCAACGCCAACCUAGUUGCUGA